UCUCAGGCCAUUUUCAAGACGGCAUUCCUUUCAUAUAUCGAGCCAUUGAGACACUUACUUCCACGGGGCUCCUCUAAUCUCGUCACCAUGUUUGCUACUCGUCGUCUUCUCUUUUCAACAAGAAUUACGUUCUUCACUCGGGAAACUUGUGGUCUCUGCACCCAAGCUAAGCAUGUAUUGUCAGAUGUUUGGGAUAAGAGACCCUUUGACUAUACAGAGGUUAAUGUCGAUCUCCCAAAGCCUGAGUCCAAGCAGUGGAGAGAUAUAUACGACUUUGAUGUCCCGGUGAUUCACAUCAGUAAAGCCUCCGCGCCUGAAGAAGAGCCAAGCAAAGUUGGUAAAGCAAUCAAAUUGAUGCACAGAUUCACUGCCGAGCAAGUCGAAGCUCAAAUGGACAAAGCAGAGGAAAACUAAUUUCUCAUUGCGGCACACAUCAAUACCCCUUUCCUCUGGUUGGUGCCAAGCUUCCAUCAGCGAAGCUGAGCUGCUCUUUGGCUACCAGUCCCAAGGACGUAUAAUCGGUUACUACAUUCAUCAUGUCAAACCCCUGAUCAGCGUAUAUCUUUGCCUGCUCACCCCCUGUACAAUAUACGCCUGUCUUCUUGCCUGCUUUCUGACCCGCAGCAAGGAUCUUGGCAAUGGCGUCUUUAAGUUCCGUGGCCAUAACUCCUUCGAUAAUGGGAUGGCCGAGGGCGUUUCCUGUUGUGAAUCAAUACUUUUCCUUUGGGCCAACUUAGUAAUUUAUGGAAGACAUACCAAGGUCGAACGGUCCAAUGAAUAACACAUCGAUGCCAUCCACGGCAGCAAUCUCGUCGAUAGAUUCAAGUGCCUCCUUGGUCUCAAUUUGAACAAUGGUCAAGAGAGAAUCAUUUGCUUGCUGAAGAUACUCUGAGAAGCUUGGCUCAGGGUGGAAUCGCUCUGGAGCAAUGGGUGACCCGAAACCUCGACGGCCUAGAGGCGGAAACUUGGCAGAUUGCACAAGUUGUCUCGCUUCUUCAGGCGUUCUCAGCAAAGGCACAACAAUCUUUGUCUAGUCAGCAACAUGGCAUGGCUUCAGAGAGAUGGCAACUUACACCGUGAGCUCCACUGUCAAGUGCACCUGAGAAAUGUCAACACUGAGUUCCCAAGCAUGGAUAUCUCUGCAGUCUCACGCUUUACCAUCCAUCCUUGCAUAUCAGGCAGUCUCACAAUGGGCGAAACCCCUAGAGCCGCAAUUGCAGGGACGGCAUCGUGCAUUGCACCAUCUGGAUAUGUUAGGCCUAUAUUCAACCAUCUCAGUAUAGGUUCAACUCUUACCAUCCAAGUUCCCAUGCUCGCAGUCUACCAAGACCCAAUCAACUCCUGACCUUGCUAAAACUCGCGACACAUUUGCACCGGGAAGCAUCUGCCAAGCACCAAAUGCCUUCUUUCCCUCCAGAAGAGCUGUCCGUAAUCUAUUAGAUGCCUGCAUGGCAGACAAUCCAGACAUGUUUCUGGUUACCACCCGUGGCUGUAACGUGUUGGGCGUCAAGGCCGGUCGUAACCGGAGGGUUGCUGAAGUCCAUACUCUACUCAUAUUGUCUCGUUUUUACCUUGUAUAAUGGUCAUAGAUUGUGCAGAAAGCCAACAUGCUCGGGGAAGUAUCCUCCGAGAACCCAAUUUAUACCACAAAUAUCAGACAUUUCCCCGGAGGUCCCCG
This is a messenger RNA of Fusarium odoratissimum NRRL 54006, 1678 nucleotides long. RefSeq lists its product as uncharacterized. Bases 88 to 414 code for a protein of 108 amino acids. NCBI's taxonomy places the organism in Eukaryota, Fungi, Ascomycota, Sordariomycetes, Hypocreales, Nectriaceae. The transcript is spliced from 2 exons. The record is from RefSeq and is a predicted model, not a curated record.